This is a messenger RNA of Blastomyces dermatitidis ER-3, 4046 nucleotides long. RefSeq names its product U2 snRNP component IST3. The record is from RefSeq and is a predicted model, not a curated record. Lineage: Eukaryota; Fungi; Ascomycota; Eurotiomycetes; Onygenales; Ajellomycetaceae. The coding region runs from base 933 to 1769 and encodes 278 amino acids. Gene Ontology annotation, biological process: mRNA splicing, via spliceosome. Gene Ontology annotation, cellular component: U2 snRNP; precatalytic spliceosome; catalytic step 2 spliceosome. The transcript has 2 exons. Gene Ontology annotation, molecular function: RNA binding.
GUCCAUUUCGACGCUCAGAGUGCAUCCUAGGGUCGGACUCGUCUGAUGACAGCGUCUCAAGAAACUCUCUCUGGCUAUCCGGUGUACCUCCUAAAGCGUCCAACCUGGAUCAGAAAGGAACGAAGUAGUUUGUUUUCAUGAUCCAUGAGGCCUCCAUUCAUAACGUUUCCUUUUGAAGAUACAGAGAGAAGUUCAAAGGCAGAGAAAACACGCACCCAAAACCAGUAAAUUCUUUUCAGGCAACCGCUUCCCGCUUGCUACUCCAUCCAGCAUAGAGGACCAUAUAUUUUUCUUUGCGCCAUCUUUGCUCGAUGGCCUGCUCCCCUGGCUCAGAAUUGAUGACCGUUGUCCUAUUCCAACCAUGCUGACGGCACCAUGCCAACGCUUCGUAGGUACAGUGAGGAAGGAAACCAAAGAUUCGCGGGAGCUUGAACUAAUACAAAAUCGCACUGGUUCGAGAAAUUAUAAGUUGUGAGAAACUCUAGUUGCAACGGCACCGAAAAGGGAGAAGUACAAAGCUGGAGGGCGCAGGUGAUGAAACUGCUAGAUUGAUCGAUUCUUCAUGUGCGUAAUCCGUAAAUAUUAUACUGCCUCUCAGAUGAUACUGGCGCGUACAGAAUGUAUAAUCGCAAGUUGUCUUCAAGCGGAUCGAUUGGUCGUUGAAAUAAAUAAACAAACUGAAGGUUCAAGGUUCCCCUGGUUCAUCGUUUGUCCACUCUGACCUGAUGUCACGCGUUUUUGCUCGCCGCAUCCAUCAACCAUUCUUCUCCAACCUCCGAAAGCCAAAAACUCCACCCUACGACGACGACGCUACUACGCCAUUUACGCAAUCAAUCUUUUCUACGAACCUAGAGUGGUAGAAGUCAUUAGAAGAUUAAUAAGAGUUGUUAUUCAGCACGCUGGUCAAUUGGUCCCCAUCUAUUCCAAACCCAAUGAAUGCCAUCCGCCAGGUUCAAGAGCUGAACAAAAAGGAGCUUGAAAAUGUCGUGCCUCCAGAAGCUUCAUGGCAUGCCGACUACCGCGACACAGCCUACAUCUAUAUCGGGUCCCUCCCUUACGACCUCAGCGAAGGUGAUAUCCUAACUAUUUUCUCCCAAUAUGGCGAGCCGGUACAUCUUAACUUAGUGCGCGACAAAGAGACGGGCAAGAGUAAAGGGUUCGCAUUUCUGAAAUAUGAGGACCAGCGGAGUACCGAUUUGGCUGUGGAUAAUUUGGGCGGGGCGACGGUUCUAGGCAGAAUGAUACGAGUGGACCAUGUGAGGUAUAAGAGGAAGGAGGAGGAGGGGUUGGAAGACAAUGUUGCAACGUUGACCGUUGGUGAGACGGGACUUGGAGAGUCAAGAAGAGACGAUAACGGUGAAGAAGGGCGCAGAAGGAGAACUACGAAACAUAGCGAAAGUGAUACUGAUGCGGAAGAUCGGAGGAUACAACAAAAGCCAUUAUUGAAGGAGGAGAAGGAGCUACAGAAGCUUAUAGAAGAGCAUGAUGAUGAAGACCCAAUGAAGGAAUAUCUAAUACAGGAGAAAAGGGAAGAGGUAGCUAGGGCUUUGGAGCACUCAAGCAACCGAAAGAAACGCCGGGGUGAUAGCACUGAGAGAGAAGACAAACAUGACCAUCGCCGCCGUCACCACCGCUCUCAUCAUCGAAGACAUCGGGAUGAUCGUUCAUAUUCCCGGGAGGAAGGGAGAAAGUCCUCACGACGCGAGAGGUCAAGGUCACCAUCACAGUCGAGAGAACGAAGACACCAUCGGGAUAGAGUUCGCGGCUGAGAUGACCAUUUUGGAGCUGGAGACGAGAUUGUUGCGUGAAAAUAACCUACAGAAAGAUUUUCUCUUCGGUGUCCGAUGCGGGAGAAACCCUGAUAAAUAUCCAAAUAUCCAAUUUUGGCUGAAAGGGAUCGUACCAUUCUCGAUCCAACUUGAAAGGUUAUCCAGCACCUAGGGCAUAUCCAUGUCCUUCCAGAGCUGGAAGGCCCUUCACGACACUGUUUCGGCUAGAUCUCAGAUGAUGCGAUAUACCCAAGAAAUAUAUUCUCGGUUCCACGAUAUGAGGAAAAUGUGUGUUGUGAUCAUCCAGUUUACCAAUCGGCCACGUUAAAUUUCAACGGAAUUGUCAUAUGAACCCAAAGCGUCCCGUGGAUUCCUCGUGAAGAAAGCGGCAUUCUGAAUAGACCGUAAUAUGUUCGGCUCCUCAACCACCUCCAAGAUACCUUUUCCAACCCUCUCUGACGCAAUACCGCUUCCCAUCAUCACCCUGUCCAAUGACGAAUCUUUCCCACCUCCCCUCUUUCCCGGCACUUAUCACCAGAAGCGUCGUUUCGCUAGUCCAUCCAAUAACCCCCUUCGAUGGUCGUCCAAGCGAGGAGCCCAAUGGAGGGAGAUAUGCAGAACCAAGAGGACCCUCGUCACCAAUUUCAAAGUGAGCACUUGCAAACGAAUAAGUGUCAGAAAACACUCGAGGGAGCAGAGGGAGCUUCCCUAAAAUACCCCAUUUCUGAUUUGCGCCUUCCACAGGAGGCGUAGCUUUGCGAGCAUGCGGAAGAUCAAAAAUAUGCAAGGUAGAUUUAUCUGACGUGAGUGCCAGAAGUGUGUUUGAGGGGGAUAUGGCCAAGGAAAAUAUUUCCGCCUGAUCUACGCCUCGCCUGAGCUCAGCCAUCUUUGCGCAAUUUGUUGUGGCAAAUACUCGAAUCAGCGUUCCCUGCGUUUUAAAACUGAAUUUAGUUUUCAUUGUUCAAGACUAUCUUCUCCCCCCUCAAAACUUAAUAGUUCUCGAGGGAUGAUUAUGUUUACUUACCGUCUCUCCCGCUGUCGCCAAAACCUCACCGUUGGGACUAAGGUGGAUAGCUCUCAAUGGCGAGCUAUGCGCCGGAAUGAUACUAACAUUCCCCGUCUCAAGUUCGACAAGCUGGACCUGGCCGGGGGAUCUUCCAGGGAAAGCCAGCAAUUUGGACCCUAGACAGAUCAGGCCAUGGGGGUUAUCUGCGGUUUCGAAGACAGAUAACUUCUGCGGGGGUAUUGAGAAGGCAAAGAUGUGUACACUGUUAUGGAGCGCAGCGAUGAUCCGGGACUUGGAGAGCCGGACGCGCAGGACGGAAGUGCGGAACUCGAGCGUGAUGACUGCCCGCUGCUUUGCGUCGUCCCAGAUAAUCAACUUUGUAAUAAGGGUGAAACGAAUUAAUAUAUUAGGUUGAAUUUUAUUUUUCUGUUUCGAAAUUUUAUUUUUCAUUUUUUUUCCUUUUUGAAGAUGGUACCAAAAAUCCAAAAUCAACAGGAUUUAACUGGGGACAAAGACUGGGUAAGAUACUCACUUUGUUCUGGGGGAACUUGGGCUUCCGGCCUCCACCCACCAGAGCUAGAUAAUUAGAUUGGCCCAGCAUCUCUACCACCCCGAUACCUGCGUUGAAAUCUACUGUUAUUGAGUAUUGGUACUUGUUUAUUUAUGACACAAUAGAGGAAAGUACUCAAUAAUACAAGUGAAAACGUGGAGAAUAAAAAAUAUGUCACAAGCGUCCACCAGAGCAGCACGACGGAGAACCGGACCAGGAUGAAUAGAUAUAGAUACAUGUAUAGAAAAGUAUCUCACCUCUUGAUACUUUGAGUUCACAUGGCUCCGAGUUAAAAACUGUGUAAAAUAUGUGCAUGUACAUAGUUGUUAGUGUACAGGGGAUAUCUGACGGAUACGCAUAGUACGAGACUCGGGGAAGGAUGAUCGAUCGUCAGAAGCUGGGGGAGCAUACCACAGAAGCCGGUAUCGAGUCCGACAGAAAACGAGGAGCUGUCCGUGUUAAAAGCGGCCGAGUGUGACACUGGGCCCGUAGAUGUAUCUAUAACUUGUCUGGUAUUCAUCCUGCAAAAUAUAUAGGUUGUAGGUAGCAAUUAUGCUGGCUGAUAAUGUUAAGAAAGUGGUGGUUGUGGUCAUGUCAUUAUCGAGGACGGGGAUUCAACGCAACUAUAAGAAAUAAGAAAAAGUAGAACGAGGAAAACCGGUGUAAAUAUUAAGUACGAUAAGAUCUGUAGCAUGUAAUCGAGGACAAAAGAAGAUUCGUG